Messenger RNA from Episyrphus balteatus (marmalade hoverfly), 7765 nucleotides. RefSeq names its product copper-transporting ATPase 1 (gene ATP7). Bases 575 to 4468 code for a protein of 1297 amino acids. Gene Ontology annotation, molecular function: P-type divalent copper transporter activity; ATP binding; copper ion binding. The record is from RefSeq and is a predicted model, not a curated record. Gene Ontology annotation, cellular component: trans-Golgi network; membrane; perinuclear region of cytoplasm. The transcript has 6 exons. Lineage: Eukaryota; Metazoa; Arthropoda; Insecta; Diptera; Syrphidae. Gene Ontology annotation, biological process: copper ion homeostasis; monoatomic cation transport.
CCAACAACCAACCAUGCCAAAAGAUUUCUGCUCCAUUUUCCAUUCUGUUUCAUUAAAUUUUAGUUGAUAAAAACAGCAACACACGUUUCCCUUGAUCAAAUUUCCACACGAAACACUUCAAAAUAAACACUCUCAAGUGUUUCAAUUCCAUUCGACAAAAAAAUAUGCACACGACUGAAAUAUGAUAUGAUUCCUAUUUACUCGCCAUCAAAACAAGCCUCUUAUCAACACAAGGCAGCUUUUUCAAAAACCCAUCUACGAAUAAAACCAUCACUGAAUCGUUACUUUAGUCAGAUAUAAACAGCCUUCGAUGGUGCUUAUCUAUAAAAGAAUUUAUCGAUAACAAAAAAUAUCACAUUAAAUCCUCUCUCAUAAACGAUUCCAAAAUACCUACAUAAUACUUUACGCUGACUGGAGAGUUCUUCAAGUUAUUAAGAAUAAAAAUUUCAAUAUUAAAAAUAAUACUCGUGAAAACGUUUGAAUAAAAUUCAUAAACACUCGUUUUCUAUAGGCCGAAUGGCUCGUGUAAAUUGUUAAAAGAAUCCUACAAAUAUUCCAAAGAACACGUCAAAGAAUGUUCAAGUUUGGAGGAAGAAAAGAAAACGAUUCAAGCGGAGGAGCUUCCACUUCUUCAUCGUCUUCUUCUCCUUCUAGUAGUUUUGGCAUUCAAGGUGGCAGGAAAAUUCACAAAAAAAAGAAGGUCAGAGGAGCAACAAAUUCCAAUGUGAUGGCAGAUGAAAAUGAUGAUAGUCAAGAAGCAUUUUAUGUGGGCGAUGAACGUGAGCAACUUAUACGCAAAACAAUGGACUAUGACUGUGCUGAAUCGGCAGGUCUCCUAUCCACACAACCAUGCUCUACAGUACGAUUACCGAUAAUCGGUAUGACCUGCCAAUCAUGUGUUCGCAACAUCGAAUCCACAAUAUCCACAAAACCAGGUAUCCUGAAAACACAAGUAAUUCUCAAUGAAAAUGCUGGCUACUUUGACUAUGAACCAAGUCGAAUAAAUCCCGAACAAAUUGCCUUUGAAAUUGAAGAAAUGGGUUUUGAAUGUCCCUAUCCGAGUUCUAAACCUUCAAGUAGUAGUCCGAAUAAUGUUACACAUAUUCGUGUAAUUGGUAUGACAUGUAACAGUUGUGUCCGAAAUAUUGAAGGCAAUAUUGGAACUCGACCGGGAAUUAUUUCGAUCAAGGUUAGUCUUGACGAGAAACGUGCCACAGUUGAGUAUGACAGUACAAUACUUAAACCACCAGAAAUUGCUGAUAUGAUUGAUGAUAUGGGUUUUGAAGCGUCCGUGGAAGAAGAAGAAAACACACAAUCAGGAGAGGCCAAGAAGACUGACAAAUCACCCAAACGUGGUGAUAUCAAAAAGGCUGGUGGUGGUGAUGCAUUGGUGAUAUAUGAUGAUUUGCCAAAUGGCAAACUCAAUGGUGGACCAUUGCAUGUCGAAAUGGAACAACAUCUGACCAAAUGUAUGGUCCAUAUACAGGGUAUGACAUGUGCCAGUUGUGUGGCUGCCAUUGAAAAGCACUGUAAAAAAAUCUACGGUGUUGAUAGUAUUCUGGUGGCGCUGCUAGCUGCCAAAGCUGAAGUCAAAUUCAAUGCAAAUGUUAUAACGGCCGAGAAUAUUGCCAAGUCAAUAACAGAACUUGGCUUCCCAACGAAUGUUAUCGAUGAGCCUGGCUCGGGAGAAGCCGAAGUCGAGAUAGAAAUCUUGGGAAUGACCUGCUCAUCAUGUGUAAAUAAAAUCGAACAAACUGUAUUAAGAACGAAAGGCAUUACACAUGCCGCUGUUGCUCUAACCACAAAGCGAGGCAAGUUCCGUUAUAAUUCCGAAGAGACCGGGGCUCGAAAUAUCUGUGAAACCAUUCAAGCCUUAGGAUUCGAUGCCCAUUUGCUAUCGAAUAAGGACAAAAUGGCUCACAGUUAUUUAGAGCACAAAGAAGAAAUCCGCAAAUGGAGGAAUGCAUUCCUCAUUUCGCUGGUGUUUGGUGGACCUUGCAUGGUUGCUAUGGUAUACUUUAUGGUAGAGAUGGAAAUUCAUGGACAUGACACAAUGUGUUGUAUUGUCCCUGGUCUGUCUAUGGAGAACUUGGUUAUGUUUUUACUUUCAACACCUGUGCAAUUCUUUGGAGGUUGGCAUUUCUAUGUCCAAGCUUAUCGGGCGGUAAAACAUGGAACUACCAACAUGGAUGUCCUGAUAACCAUGGCAACGACGAUAAGUUAUAUCUAUUCGGUAGCUGUGGUGAUAGCUGCCAUACUUUUGGAACAGCGAUCAUCUCCGUUGACAUUCUUCGAUACUCCUCCAAUGUUGCUGAUAUUUAUAUCCCUCGGUCGAUGGUUGGAACAUAUUGCAAAGGGUAAAACAAGUGAAGCUUUGUCUAAAUUGCUAUCCCUGAAAGCUACCGAAGCACUGCUUGUCGAAAUCUCUGAAGAAUUCGAAGUUCGUUCGGAAAAGUUAAUCUCUGUCGACUAUGUCCAGCGAGGAGAUAUUCUCAAAGUUGUUCCCGGUUCAAAAGUACCCGUCGAUGGAAAGGUUCUCUAUGGCCAUUCGACUUGUGAUGAAAGUUUAAUCACUGGCGAGUCAAUGCCAGUGGCCAAAAAGAAGGGUGCAGUUGUAAUUGGAGGAUCUAUCAAUCAGAAUGGGGUACUUUUUAUUUCUGCCACUCAUACUGGUGAGAAUACAACUCUGGCACAGAUCGUUCGUCUAGUUGAAGAAGCUCAGACAUCUAAAGCUCCAAUUCAACAAUUGGCUGAUAAAAUUGCUGGAUAUUUUGUACCAUUUGUGGUGGCUGUGUCGACUAUCACCCUUAUUGGGUGGAUUAUAACAGGCUAUUUGGAUAUAAACAAGCUUCCAAUACCAGAUCACAAUAAGGAGGGUUUGAAUAGGGACGAAAUUAUAAUUGGAUAUGCAUUUAGGUGCGCCUUGAGUGUAUUGGCAAUUGCUUGUCCAUGUGCUCUUGGAUUGGCAACACCCACAGCUGUUAUGGUGGCUACUGGAGUUGGUGCUACUAAUGGUGUUCUUGUUAAAGGAGCUGGACCUCUGGAAAAUGCUCAUAAGGUCAAGACAAUUGUGUUCGAUAAAACUGGGACAAUAACCCAUGGCACACCGAUGACAUCAAGAAUCAUAAUGUUUGUCAAACCAACUGUUUGUAAUUUAGCUCGAAUGUUGACCAUUGUUGGAGCUGCCGAAACUAAUAGUGAACAUCCAUUAGCAUCAGCAAUUGUAAAAUUCGUCAAAGACAUGUUGAGCGUUGAACAAUUUGGUAAAUCAAGUAAUUUCCAAUCGGUUCCUGGUUGUGGAAUCAAAUCAAUUGUUUCCAACUACGAACAAGGUCUUAAACAAGCAUCAAACUCUGAAAAGAUUAUCAAUUAUGAAAACUCUUAUCGAACUAGUGCCAUGGCUGUGCACAUGGUAAAUGGAGUUUCUAUUGAAGAAGUUAUUCCUGCAAUGAAUACAAUUCAAAAGAAUACCAUAGAACUGCAACAGCUCUUGGAACUUGAUGAUUCAAUUGGUGAUGCUGAAUCGAGUAUCAAACCAAUUGUUGGUAAUGAAAUCAAUGUACUGAUUGGCAAUCGUGAAUGGAUGCAUCGCAAUGGAAUUCUUGUCCCAGCUGAAAUUCAUUCAAAAAUGACUGAAGAAGAAAAUGUUGGCAAUACAGCGGUGCUCUGUGCUUUGAAUAAUCAGUUGAUUUGUAUGAUUUCGGUAUCGGAUAUGGUUAAACCAGAAGCUCAUUUGGCGGUUUAUACUCUGAAGAAGAUGGGAAUCGAAGUAAUUCUCCUAACAGGUGAUAAUAAAAAUACAGCUGUUAAUAUAGCUCAUCAAGUGGGAAUCACAAGAGUUUAUGCUGAGGUUUUACCAUCGCAUAAAGUUGCCAAAAUUCAGAGACUCCAAGAGGGUGGCAUACGUGUGGCUAUGGUUGGAGAUGGGGUAAAUGAUAGCCCUGCUCUAGCACAAGCUGAUGUUGGAAUUGCCAUAGCUGCUGGUACAGAUGUAGCGGCUGAAGCUGCUGAUGUGGUUUUAAUGAGGAAUGAUUUACUAGACGUUGUUGCUUGCUUAGAUCUCUCUCGCAAAACAGUGCGUCGCAUUCGACUCAAUUUUCUCUUUGCCAGUAUGUACAAUCUAUUGGGUAUACCAUUAGCUGCUGGUGUAUUUACAACAUUUGGUUUAAUUCUUCAACCAUGGAUGGCUUCAGUUGCAAUGGCUGCAAGUUCAGUUUCGGUUGUGUGUUCAUCUUUGUUAAUUAAAAUGUAUAAGAAACCAACAGCGGCAUCAUUGCAAACGGCGGAAUAUUUGCGACUUAUAAGUGAAACGGAUAGAGAGCCGGACAAUGUUUCGGUACAUAGAGGUUUGGAGGAUAUACCAAGGCCGAAUUUAAGUCGAUCGAAUAGCUCAACUUUGUCAAGUUUAUUGCGCACCCCUGAACGCAUAUAUUCUAACGGAGGCAGGAAUUAUGAUAACAAUUGCUAAAUACACUGCUUAUUUAUUAUUAAAACUAUUACGAAUGUAUAUAUUUAUUAUUUUUUAAAAGUACUUUUUUGAAUUACCUAUGUUACUCAAUAACCAACACUGCUUGUUUAUUUUAAUUAUUUUUUUUUUUCAAAUUUCUAGCAUAAUAAAACAUUAUUAUACUAAAAACAACACUUUUAAACAAAUAAAACACAUUUUUUUUUUGUUUUUUGAGUUUUCUUUUUAAUGAAUUGAUUUUAUUUUUUUAUGGUUAUUUUAAUAAUAAUAACUUAUUUACUAACUUUAUUUCUUUACUAAUUACACAAAUAAUACUUACUUACAUAUACAGAUUAGGAAAUAUUUUAAUUAAAAAAUAGAUAUUUAUUUUUUUUUUAAUUACUAAAGCGAAAAGUAAAUUACAAUUACAAAAAUUUUAGUAUGCCUUUUUGUAAUUUAAUACAAGAGUUUAAAAUUAAUAUUUAUAAUUAUAAAAAAAUUAAAAAAUAUACAAAUUAUAUUUAAUAUGGUAACCGUUCCGAUAGUGAUCAGUGAUUGCGCACUUCUCCAGACAAAAUUAAAUGUAGGUAAACAGUACCGCAUUGUGGGUGAUUAACAAUUUUCAUUUUGUAUGUUGUUCCAAAAGAAUGUUGAUACAAUAAAUACUUGUGAAACACUAUGCGAAGAAGAGCUACAAAAAUAAAUACAUACAUAAUUAUUGUAACUUAUUUCAAAUUAGACGAUUCUCCAAUUUUGGAUUUUUUAAUUUAAGCCCGAUAUUUUAAAAGAUGCUGCGAUUUUUAUCCUUAUGCAAUAAUCCUUAUUUAAUUUGCAUUUUACCUAAAAACAAAAAAUUCGAAUUGGGGGAAUUUUCCGAACGUGAACAACUUUUCAGCCGAAACUCACAAUAGAAGAAAAGUGAAAUUCAAAUUUUUCCGGAUGAAUUUCACCAGAAACCCACAAUAAGGCUAAAUAUGUAUACUACUUCUCAGCCUUAUUACUAAGAAGUUAGUGUGAACAUCAAGUGAGACGACAAUUUUUUUUUUCUAGAUAGGAAGUGCUUACAGCCUUCUGGAGAAGUGAUAAUUUCGAUGAUGGUGAUACGAGUUAAUAUCGUCGGUAAAACCAGAAAAGUGUGUAACUAAAUUUUAGCAAAUUUUAUAGGAAAGCAAAAAAACAAAAUCGUUUUAAAGGCAUUUGUAUGAGUUUUCAUUUUCUAAUUUGCUAGUAAAAUAAAAACUAUGAACUUUAAGGGGAUUCUGAGUUUAAGGAACGGUAGAUAUUAGGUUUGUCUAACAGAUGACAUUCAAAUCUAAUUUUCAGAAAAUUUGGAGUUACACACUUUUCUGGUUUCACCGACGAUAUAUUAUUUCAGUUAAUUAUAGAAUCGGAAUAGCGCCCUAAAGUUCUGCUAUUCAUAAAAGCCAACAAGUAAAAUUGGGUAUUUCGAUAAAUAAACUAGUUCUCAUUAGUAAACUAUUUUCAAUACUAAUUAUAAUUAGAGAAGUUCCUAACCAUCUCUUUUGUUUUUAUUUUUUUAUUUUUAUUUUUUUAACAUCGUGAUUGAAUCUGUUAAUUGUUUUCUCAUUAUGAUUGGUUAUUACUUAUUGAAACCAACCAAAGAUUGCAAAUCUUUUUUAAUCAGACAGUUCAGUUUUCAAAAUGCUAACGAGAGGUCAACAAAUCCACAAAUUACUACAUGCGACCAUCAUUUUGAUAUCAUUAUCCACUUCGUUUGCUGCAGUAAAUUCAAGUUUUUUUUUUUUAAUUUUUUUUCCAAAUUUGCAUUAUUGUUUUUUUUUUCUAGCGUAAUUUUAAUUUAUUAUUUGAUGAUCUUAAAUGCGUUCCCUCUAAUGAUUAUGCUGAAAAAGUUUCCUGUUUAGUUGAUAAAACAGAUGAAAUACCUAAGCUUAAUAUCGAUAUUCAAAUGAAAAAAGAAGUUCAAGAAUGUAUUUAUGAUUUUAUUGUUUAUGCUAAACCUCCUAAAAAAGAACAAAUAACAGCUUUCAAAGCUGUAGGGAUAAAUUUUUGUCGAGCUGCACAAAUGGAGGCUCUUGUUCCAAUUUAUAAAAUAUUAAGAGAUGCUGUUAGAAGAGCUGGUCCUAUACCAGAUGGUUGUCCUGUUGCAGCUGUAAGUUAUGAAAUUAAAAAAAAAAAAUGUUUUCUUGAUGAAUUUAUUAUUAAUUUUUAUUUUGUUUUUGGCAGGACUUUCAUUACACAUUUAAAAAUAUAACUAUAAAUACAGAUUUUCUACCAUCGUAUGUUCCAAAAGUUGGAUUAAAAAUUCUUCUGGCAUAUCGCAAUAAAAAAACACCAUUUUUGGAUGUAACAAUUCUGGCAAGAAUAGUUGCUGCGAAAACAAAAAAUAAAGCUCAUAGAAAUUUUUAAUAAAUAUAUAUGCAGUUUGUGUUGUUUGAAAAUACACAAUAGAUGAAUUUAAAAAUAUUUAUUAAUAAAGAACUCAAGAUAUUAAAGCUAGGUAUUCAGCUUUUUCUGAGAAAGUUAGACUCCUUAAAAAUGUUAACAAGCUUUAGCUGUCUUUGAACCCAGUGAAAGAGCAAUAAAUCCUUAAUUUUUUGUUGUUCUAGAUUUAAAAGGUACACCUAAUCAGGACAAAUUUUUAGUUUCUUGAGUUUGUGUAAGGUUGAAAGUAAGGCUGUUAGUUUAAGUGUCUAUAACCGCUUGAAGUACGCUAUUAUAAAGGUUGGGGAGGUGGUACCAAGAUUAUUUCUAUCGGAGCGCACUCCACUAGAAAAAAUGUCUUCAGUUUUCAAACUCUGUGUCAAUAAGUUAAAAGAGCUUAAGUCAAUUUUUAUCAUUUUUCAGUAUAAGCAAAUGAAGUUUGUGGACCAGACAAUUUUGCAGACAUUUAAAGGAACAAAACAGCUUAUGUUACUUAAGCUGUUUUGCAAAAUUGGGUUUGGUUCAAAGUGCAUUUUUUUAAAAUGGCUUGAAUCGACAUAAGAACACAAAUGGUUUACUCGACUACAAGUUUAAAAUAGCUUAUGUUGACCAAAGCGAUGAAUAUAUUUGAAUUCAAAUUGUCAUAUUAGCUUAUGUCAUGACUUAAGCUUAUUUAAAAAAGUGUAUUAUUUUUAAGAUUUGGACGAUUUUAUACAUAAGCUAUUUUGCAAAUGCAGUUUUUGUCCAAAAAGACUUAAGCUACUAUGAUUUUUUUUUUAAUUUAACGGUUUAUAUUUUGCGUAGAGAAAUGAGACCCAGACUAAAACAAAGCUGAACAAAAGGUGAACAUGUUAAGCAAAUAAAAUCGAUUUUCACUUAUGUCGACAUAAGCUCUUUUAACUUAUUACCACAGAACUA